Molecule: messenger RNA, 8828 nt
Organism: Ctenopharyngodon idella (grass carp)
Lineage: Eukaryota; Metazoa; Chordata; Actinopteri; Cypriniformes; Xenocyprididae
Gene: plxna1b
Product: plexin A1b
Exons: 32
Coding region: 353-6013 (1886 amino acids)
Biological process (GO): semaphorin-plexin signaling pathway involved in axon guidance; regulation of cell shape; regulation of GTPase activity
Cellular component (GO): semaphorin receptor complex
Molecular function (GO): protein binding; semaphorin receptor activity
Source: RefSeq, a predicted model, not a curated record
CGUGAUUGAUUGUUUCCAGUGCAGUCAGUCCUCGCGCUGCUCAGAUCGAGACUGCUCGCGUUUUGAACGCCGAGCCGCUUUCCUGUCGCGCCACGGAACGGGAUAUUUCAACGAGUUUGGGAAUUUAACUAUGACUACGACAUGCCAUCCAAAGAUCACACGAACGUGAGCCCCGGACGAGGAAUUGAGGUGGAUGUUGGAGUGGAUGACUUUUGUGUGAGAAGGCAAGGAAGCGUUGAAUCGAUAAGGCUUGUGCUGCCUCCCUUUCUUUGUUGAGUUCCUUUAAAAGUCCCAGAUUGAAGACUAAUAGUGUGGACCACCACAUCCUUCACUUGCGAGGACCAGCGCAGAUAUGUGGCCUCAGCAGGGGCCGCAAUGCAUUAUUAGCCCAAGGACGGUAAUGCUCCUUGGGCUGCUGACUAUCUGCAUUUCCCCUCACCUUUCUGGAGGAGCACUGGAGCCAUUUAAGUCCUUCUCGCCCCCUGACUGGGGUCUGACACAUUUAGCCAUCCAUAACAAGACAGGAGAUGUGUACGUUGGCGCGGUAAACUGGAUCUACAAGCUCUCUAGCAACUUGACCAAGUUGAGGAGUCAUGAGACUGGUCCGGUAGUGGACAACGAGAAAUGCUAUCCACCUCCAAGUGUACAGUUAUGCCCCCAUGACCUUUACCCAAAUAGUAAUGUGAAUAAGCUGCUGCUAAUAGACUAUCCCCAAAACCGACUCAUUGCUUGUGGAAGCACCUGGCAAGGCGUCUGUCAGUUUCUGCGCCUGGAUGACCUUUUUAAGCUUGGCGAGCCACACCACCGUAAGGAACACUACCUCUCCAGCGUCGCUGAGUCAGGAACCAUGUCCGGCGUCAUCAUCCCUGACGGUCAUAUCAGCAAGCUUUUCAUUGGAACGCCCAUCGAUGGGAAAUCUGAGUACUUCCCAACACUUUCCAGCCGUAAGUUGAUGGCCAAUGAGGAGGAUGCUGACAUAUUCAGCUUUGUCCACCAGGAUGAGUUUGUCUCAUCCCAGCUGAAGAUCCCCUCGGAUACGCUGUCCAAAUUCCCAGCAUUUGACAUUUACUACAUAUACAGCUUUAGCAGUGAAAAGUUUGUCUACUACUUGACCUUGCAGCUGGAUACCCAACUAACUUCUCCUGAUGCCAGCGGGGAACAGUUCUUUACCUCUAAGAUUGUCCGACUCUGUUCUGCUGAUCCCAGGUUCUAUUCCUAUGUGGAAUUCCCAAUUGGAUGCACCAAAGAUGGUGUAGAGUAUCGACUGAUCCAGGACGCCUACUUGAGCAAACCCGGAAAGCAACUUGCUAACUCUUUGGGAGUGUCUGAGCAAGAGGACAUAUUGUUUACAGUCUUCUCCCAAGGCCAGAAGAACCGGGCCAAACCCCCUAAAGAAUCAGCACUCUGCCUGUUCACGCUAACCAGAAUAAAGGAGAAGAUCAAGGAAAGGAUUCAGUCGUGCUAUAGAGGAGAGGGCAAGCUGUCUUUGCCCUGGUUACUCAACAAGGAGCUACCAUGCAUCAACUCGCCUCUCCAGAUUGACGAUGAUUUCUGCGGGCAGGAUUUUAACCAGCCUCUAGGGGGCACCAGCACUAUCGAGGGCAUUCCGCUCUUCAUAGACAAAGAUGAUGGAAUGACUUCGGUAGCUGCUUACGAUUAUCGCAGCAACACAGUGGUUUUUGCUGGAACACGCAACGGCCGAAUGAAGAAGAUUCUGAUUAAUUCGGUGAGUCCGUCCAGACCGGCGCUGGUGUACGAGAAUGUCCCGGUGAGCGAGGGCAGUCCAGUGCUACGGGACAUGCUGUUCAGCCCCGACCUCCAGUUCAUCUACACGCUCACCGACAAAAAGGUGACGCGUGUGCCGGUGGAGAGCUGCUCUCAGUACACAAACUGCUCCGAGUGUCUGAGCUCCAAAGAUCCUCACUGCGGCUGGUGUGUCCUUCACAACAUUUGUUCUCGCCGUGAUCGCUGUGAGAGAGCAGAUGAACCCCAGAGAUUCGCUUCCAGAGUGGAUCAGUGUGUGGAGCUGACGGUCCAGCCCAACAACAUCUCUGUCACCAUGGCCGAAGUCCAGCUGGUCCUUCAGGCCCGCAACGUUCCGGAUCUUUCCGCAGGAGUGGAUUGCUCCUUCGAGAAUUACACAGAGACCGAGGGAACAAUACACGGAUCACGAAUCUACUGCCUCUCGCCGUCAGCCAAAGAGCUUGUCCCCAUCACACGCCAACACAGAGACACUCAUGUGGUGAAGCUCUACUUGAAAUCGAGGGAAACGGGACAGAAAUUUGCCAGUGUGGAUUUCACCUUCUACAACUGCAGCAUCCACAGAUCGUGCUUGUCCUGUGUGAACGGCUCAUUCCCGUGUCACUGGUGUAAAUACAGACAUUUGUGCACACAGAACGCCAAUGACUGCUCCUUCCAGGAGGGACGUGUGAACAUGUCAGAGGAUUGUCCUCAGAUUCUGCCGUCCACACAGAUUUAUGUUCCUGUCGGCGUCCCGAAGCCCAUCACGCUGUCGGCCCGGAACCUUCCGCAGCCUCAGUCCGGUCAGAGGAACUACGAGUGCAUCUUCCACAUCCAGGGAGAGACGUACAGUGUGACGGCGCUGCGCUUCAACAGCUCCAGCAUCCAGUGUCAGAAAACCACAUAUAACUAUGAAGGAAGUGACAUCAGCGAUCUCCCUGUUGAUCUGUCUGUGGUGUGGAAUGGAAACUUUAUCAUCGACAACCCUUACAACAUACAAGCGCACCUGUAUAAGUGUUAUGCGUUGAGGGAGAGCUGUGGUUUGUGUCUGAAGGCCGACCCCAGCUUUGAGUGCGGCUGGUGCGUUCAGGACAGGAAGUGCUCUCUGCGGCAGGAAUGUGCCCAGCCGGAGAACACGUGGAUGCACGCCACUGCCGGCAACAGCCGCUGCACGCACCCGCGCAUCACCAAGUUGUUUCCUGAGACCGGUCCACGGCAGGGCGGAACCAGACUGACCAUCACCGGAGAGAAUUUGGGCCUUCAGUUCAAAGACAUCCAGAACGGAGUGCGGAUCGGGAAAGUGGCCUGUCAGCCCGUCGAGGAGGAAUACGUCAGCGCUGAGCAGAUUGUGUGUCGUUUGGCCGAUGCCACAGGUUACCGUGUGCAGGAAGCUCAGGUGGAAGUGUGUGUCCGAGACUGUCUGCCGGAGUACAGGGCCGUGUCUCCUAAAGCUUUCACGUUUGUGUCGCCGUACUUCACGCGGGUGCUGCCGUCAUACGGUCCGAUCUCCGGAGGAACGAGAAUCACCAUUCACGGCAGCCAUCUGAAUGCGGGCAGUGCCGUCUCCAUCAAGAUCGGACUCAACACCUGCCGCUUCGAGAGGCGAAGCGCCCGUGAGAUCGUGUGUGUGACUCCGGCGGGUUUGGGUACAGGCGGGACCCCAGUGAUGGUGGACAUAAAUGCAGCCGAGCUCAGAAACCCGGAGGUGAAGUUCAACUACACGGACGACCCCACCAUCCUGAAGAUCGAGCCUGACUGGAGCAUCGCCAGUGGUGGAACCCCGUUAACGGUCACCGGCAGCAACCUCGCCACCGUCAGAGAGCCGAAGAUGAGAGCCAAAUACGGCAACAUCAGUUCUGUCAACAACUGCACUGUGCUAAAUAACACCGUGAUGGUGUGUCUGGUGCCGUCCGUGGCCGGCUCUGAAAGAGGCUUCUCAGAGGUGGGCAGCGGGCCGGAUGAGAUCGGAUUCAUCAUGGAUAACGUUCAGACACUCUUGGUGGUGAACGAGACCUUCAGUUUCUAUCCCGAUCCUGUUAUUGAACCCUUCGGUCCGUCCAUGCAGGAGCUCAAACCCGGUUCUCCUCUGAUACUGAAGGGCAAGAAUCUGAUUCCUUCAGCUGCUGGUAACUACAGGUUGAACUACACCGUUCUGAUUAGUGACAAACCGUGUGUGUUGACCGUGUCAGAGACGCAGCUGCUGUGUGAAUGGCCGGACCUCACCGGCCAACAUAAAGUCACCGUCCUGGCUGGAGGUUUCCGCUACUCUCCAGGAACUCUGCAGAUCUACUCCGACAGCCUGCUGACACUUCCCGCCAUAAUCGGGAUCGGGGGAGGAGGAGGCCUUCUUCUCCUUGUCAUCAUCAUCAUCCUCAUCGCCUACAAGCGCAAAUCCCGUGACGCAGAUCGAACGCUCAAACGGCUGCAGCUACAGAUGCACAACCUGGAGUCCAGAGUCGCCCUGGAGUGCAAAGAGGCGUUUGCGGAGCUACAGACUGAUAUCCAUGAGUUGACUCAGGAUCUGGAUGGAGCUGGAAUUCCGUUCCUGGAUUACCGCACUUAUGCCAUGAGAGUGCUUUUCCCUGGAAUAGAGGACCAUCCGGUGUUGAAGGAGAUGGAGGUGCCGGCGAAUGUGGAGAAGGCUUUGACUCUGUUCGGGCAGCUCUUGAAUAAGAAGCACUUCCUGCUGACGUUUAUCCGGACGCUAGAGGCUCAGCGCUCAUUCUCCAUGCGUGACCGUGGGAACGUGGCAUCUCUCAUCAUGAGCGCCUUGCAGGGCGAGAUGGAGUACGCCACCGGCGUCCUGAAACAGCUGCUGUCUGACCUCAUCGACAAGAACCUGGAGAGCAAGAACCACCCCAAACUCCUGCUGCGAAGGACUGAAUCUGUGGCUGAGAAGAUGCUAACAAACUGGUUUACUUUCCUCCUCUACAAGUUUCUUAAGGAGUGUGCAGGUGAGCCCCUCUUCAUGCUGUAUUGUGCUAUAAAGCAGCAGAUGGAAAAAGGGCCCAUAGACGCCAUCACCGGAGAGGCCAGAUACUCCCUCAGUGAAGACAAACUCAUCCGACAACAGAUCGACUACAAAACACUGACGCUGCACUGCAUUAACCCAGAGAAUGAGAACGGCGCAGAGGUCACCGUUAAAUGCCUGAACUGCGACACCAUCACACAGGUCAAAGAGAAACUGCUGGACGCCGUGUUUAAAGGCACUCCGUACUCGCAGCGGCCGAAAGUCGGAGACAUGGACCUCGAGUGGCGGCAGGGUCGCAUGGCUCGUAUCAUUCUCCAGGACGAGGACGUCACCACUAAGAUCGACAACGACUGGAAACGUCUCAACACACUGGCACACUAUCAGGUAACAGAUGGGUCAGCAAUCGCAUUGGUCCCUAAGCAAAACUCCGCCUACAACAUCUCAAACUCCUCGACGUUCACCAAAUCCCUCAGCAGAUACGAGAGCAUGCUGAGAACUGCCAGCAGUCCCGACAGCCUUCGCUCGCGGACGCCCAUGAUCACGCCAGACCUGGAGAGCGGAACCAAACUCUGGCACCUGGUGAAGAACCACGACCACAUGGACCAGAGGGAGGGCGACCGCGGCAGCAAGAUGGUGUCCGAGAUCUACCUGACGCGCCUGCUGGCUACCAAGGGUACACUGCAGAAGUUUGUAGAUGACCUGUUUGAGACCAUCUUCAGUACGGCCCACCGGGGCAGCGCACUUCCUCUGGCCAUCAAAUACAUGUUCGACUUCUUAGACGAGCAGGCCGACAGACACGUGAUAUCAGAUCCCGACGUCAGGCACACGUGGAAGAGCAACUGUUUGCCGCUGAGGUUCUGGGUGAACGUGAUCAAGAACCCUCAGUUUGUGUUCGACAUUCAUAAGAACAGCAUUACAGACGCGUGUCUGUCCGUAGUGGCUCAGACCUUCAUGGACUCCUGCUCCACGUCAGAACACAAGCUGGGCAAAGACUCACCCUCCAACAAGCUGCUCUACGCUAAAGACAUCCCUAACUACAAGAACUGGGUGGAGAGGUAUUACUCUGAUAUCUCUCGGAUGCCUGCGAUCAGCGAUCAGGAUAUGAGCGCGUAUCUGGCUGAACAAUCGCGUCUCCAUUUAAGUCAGUUCAACAGCAUGAGUGCGCUGCACGAAAUCUUCUCCUAUAUCACCAAAUACAAGGACGAGAUCCUGUCGGCUCUAGAGCGGGAUGAACAGUCCCGCCGCCAGAGAUUGAGGUCUAAACUGGAGCAGGUGAUUGACACGAUGGCUCUUUCCAGCUGAUCGGGACUCUCAAAGUCAGUUGGUGUGUUUUUACACGGACAAAACCACAAUGCUGAAUGUAGGUGGUGUAGAUUUUUUGCGUUGUUUUUGGAUGAUUUGUUGAGUGCGGUGGAUGUUUUCACACAACACGGACAAAGACGCUCUUUCCUGUUUUGAAGAGACAAUGAGGACGUUUAGGACCUCUAAUGAAGUCAUGUGACUGUGUCACGAGCCAAUGAUCGCGGCGGAUCAAAGGACACUGAUUGCGUGUUUACAAUGUUUUAUUAUUUUGUACAAAUUUUAUCGACUGCCCCUCUCCGCUCUCUUUGCCACUUGUGUUUCUGCUGAAUUUGCACAGUUUACAGAAUCAACGAGCAACUGCCUCCAUCUCCAUGUACACAACGUUGGGCAAACGCAACGGUGCGUCUGUUUUAUUCUUUACAUACAGUAGUGUUGACGAAGGUGAAUUUGACAUUACACAAUGACAAAAAGAAGGAAAAAAAUUACAAAAAUAUGAAUAAAAAUCUUGUCUUGUGCCAUGUUUUAUUUGAAUGUUGUUUAAUGCUGAAAAAGGUUUGUGAAGUAGGAAUGUGCUCUGAUUGUUUUACAAUGAAAAAAAUUAUGACAGGAGAGAUAAUUCUUCCAAAAAUGACACAUUUUUUUAUUUUGACUGAACUGCAAAGCUUUAAUUACUAUUUCAUCAGAUGCUACAGGACGGGCUCUUGAUUUUAGACACCAAACAAACUCACUUUUCGUACACGUGUACUCAUUACACUCGAUCAUCCUGGUCUUUCAGCAUCUUCUGAAAAAAUCACUACAUUUACUGAGACUGAGCUGAAAUAAAUGAGUGAAAAUGAGGCCGAGUGAAUUGUUUCAGAUCCAUGAGUCAGUGUUUCUGCGGCAUGUCGAUACGGAGGGAGGAGACGCUCGUUCAUCAGGCCUUCAGCCUCCGUGAUCAGAAAAGAGAAAUGGCCUUUUGUCUUUAAUGAGACGGACCUGAGCAAUCCUGAUUGAUUUAGACUGAUCAAUCGCUCUGGUUUCAUCGAACACUUUAAGAGACGACUGCAUGUUUGUCCAACUAUUUGAAGAGCUGCUUUUGUUUUGAUACGUUUGUUUCCUCUUGAACAUGAGAUCCAUCGUUCAUGGGAGAAUGUUUUAUUGUUUAUGGCUUCAUAACGCAGUAAAGUGGUAUGAGCAGGUAUGAAAUGUGGUGAAAUAUUGUUCUAGAUUCUCUAUUAUCUUUACUCAAUCUUCCAUGUUCUUGAUGAGUCUCUUCUGAAGAUUUUUUGGCCAGUUUCUCAUAUUAAAGACCCCAUGAGAUCAACAUGUCUAUUAGAUUUAAAAUUUGCUGUUUCUUUUCCAGGAAAUCAGACCAAAUACAUUGGUCCGAUAUAUUUGGUCUGAUUCCUUUUCCAGGAAAUCAGACCAAAUAUAUCGGAUAUAUUGGCAACUUUUCCUCAAUAACAUGCAACUAAAAUGGCUAAGUAAAAGCUAAAGGCCUGUUCACACCAAGAACGAUAACUACAUUAGCAUCCACACCAAUGGACAAUAACAUUGUUCAUUCCAAGCUUGCACUUCUGAUAUGUUCUGUAAAUAAAACCUUUAAAUGGGAAGGAUUUUGAUUGGCUGUCAAUGUUUUUAAUCAUUCAUGAGCUGGAAAAAUAAAUUGCUCAAAGUGAUUCCAAUUAUAUAUGUCCUCUGAGCCGUUACACUCUGCUAAAAUUUUAUGAUUAAAGUUAUCAUUCUUGGUGUGAACAAACCUCAAAUCCAGUUUAUUAUCUUGGUUGUAACUAAAGUAAUCUGCUCGCUCUGAUAGUGAUGUCAAAGCCAGGUCGUCAAAAAGCAGAAAAAUAGGAUUUAUCUUAACACUUUUGUUUAAACUUUAACUUUUUUCCCUGCUCGACUGGUUUAUUUUGACAUUAAAAUCUGCUCUAUAUAAUCUUCUUGCAAUAACCUUGUGCUGUCAGUAGGAUGGUGCAUGUCGGCACUUUGCUCCACUGAUCCUGUAUCACACAGACUCACUCACAGUUGAAUUCGACUGACUGAAGUUGUGUUGAUGUUUUUGGUCAGUGUAACUGCAGUGGAUGGGCCGUUGACCUCCUAAUCAGUCUAGUUUGAUUUCACAUGCUUUAAAAUGAGUUCAAAACAUCUCAGGAUCUUCCUUCCACUCUUGAGUUUGUCAUUUCUUGACCAGAGAACUGCUGUGGUCAGUUUGCUGGACUCACUGAUGAUGAUCUGAACGUUUGGCUUGCGGUUCUUCCCAGGGACUUUCAAUGUUUACACCUGUAUUUCAAAUCACAUGUAAAAAAAAAAAAAAAAAAAAAAAAAAAUUCACAUUGUGUUUUAAUUUAUUUAUAUUUUGAUCCUGUCAUUGUGUUUCUUAGAUUGAAAUGUGUCUAAACUGGUGCUUCUCAAGUGUUCUCUGCUCUUCUUUUAUAUGUUCCUGUAAUGGCUUCUACACUUUUCAUGAAUCUGCUCUUUAACUCAAGAUCUCCAUGAAGGUCCACCUUGAUAACAUGCAAUAAUACUGCAGCACAGAUAUAGAAACUCUAACCUCAUCCCUCCUUUGCUUCAUUUCUUUCCAGUAAUUUCUAAAAAAUGAAGUAUCUUUCCUUCAGACCUGAACAAAAUACAGAGAUGAAGCAAAAUGGUUUGUGUUGUUGGUGAAACUAAAAUAACAAAAGACCUUUGAACAAUUAUGCUUCAGGACUCAGACUGUCACUGGUAUCGAUUCAUGUGUAAUUUUGUUUUUGUUUUGUUUUUUUGUUUUUGCAGAUUUACUACUUGUAAAUAAACAGGCAUUAAGGAGAGAUUAAACAUGUUUUUGCUAAAAAGA